UCUGUCUCCGGCCCUCUAAAACCUGAAUAGCGGCGAAGGGAAGGGAUAUUUCUGAUCUGCGCUUUUUUAUAUGAAAUACACACUGUAAUUAUUAUUAACGGAUAAUAAAAGAACCGACACCGGAACACACCUGCUGGGGAUUGUGCGCCAGUUUUCUUCUAAGAUGAUUCACAGUUUGUUUCUGGUGAACUCCACGGGAGACAUCUUCCUGGAGAAGCACUGGAAGAGCGUAGUGAGCCGCUCGGUGUGCGAUUACUUUUUCGAGGCACAGGAACGAGCCAGCGAGCCGGAGAACGUUCCCCCGGUGAUCUCUACGCCGCACCACUACCUCAUCAACGUGCUCCGACAUCGCAUCUACUUCGUAGCCGUGAUCCAGAGCGAGGUUCCUCCUCUGUUCGUCAUCGAGUUCCUGCAUCGUGUCGUUGACACCUUUCAGGACUACUUUGGCGUGUGCACCGAGGCAGCCAUUAAAGACAACGUGGUGGUGGUGUACGAGCUGCUGGAGGAGAUGCUGGAUAACGGUUUCCCCCUGGCCACUGAGUCCAACAUCCUGAAAGAGCUGAUUAAACCUCCGACUAUCCUGCGCACCGUCGUCAACACCAUCACAGGAAGUACUAAUGUCGGAGAGCAGCUCCCCACAGGUCAGCUCUCGGUGGUGCCAUGGAGACGCACAGGAGUCAAAUACACCAAUAACGAGGCUUACUUCGAUGUGGUGGAAGAGAUCGAUGCCAUAAUCGACAAGUCAGGUUCUACAAUCACGGCAGAGAUUCAGGGUGUGAUCGAUGCAUGCGUGAAGCUGACAGGAAUGCCGGAUCUCACCUUGUCGUUUAUGAAUCCUCGGCUGUUGGACGACGUGAGUUUCCACCCAUGCGUCCGCUUUAAACGCUGGGAAGCCGAGCGAAUCCUGUCCUUCAUCCCUCCGGACGGAAACUUCCGGCUGCUCUCCUACCACGUCAGCUCUCAGAACCUGGUGGCCAUCCCAGUGUACGUCAAGCACAACAUCUCGUUUCGCGAGGGAAGCUCUCAGGGCCGUUUCGACCUGACGCUCGGCCCCAAACAGACCAUGGGGAAAGCCGUGGAGUCGGUGCUGGUGAGCAGUCAGCUCCCGCGCAGCGUCCUCAACGCCAGCCUUAACUCUUCACAGGGAACCUACACCUUCGACCCCGUCACCAAGCUCUUGACAUGGGAUGUGGGGAAGAUCAACCCACAGAAGCUGCCCAGUCUAAAGGGCACCAUGUGUCUGCAGGCCGGAGCCUCCAAACCGGACGAGAAUCCAACCAUCAACAUCCAGUUUAAGAUCCAGCAGAUGGCCAUCUCAGGCCUGAAGGUAAAUCGGUUGGACAUGUACGGCGAGAAAUACAAACCGUUCAAAGGCAUCAAGUACAUGACCAAGGCGGGAAAAUUCCAGGUGCGGACCUAGAGGCCGAUCUUAACUCCAGCAGCUUCCAGCCGUCUCCAAUGACAGCGUGCACCCAGUGGGACAUUACAGUGUGUGUGUGUGUGUGUGUGUGUGUGUGUGUGUGUGUGUGUUCGGGGGUGGAAUGAAUGGGGGCAUAGAAAUGCAGAAUAUGAUUACGGGGGUUGAUUUGAAGAAGAUUUUUCAUGAUUUAAAUGAUAAUGAUAUGUAAAUGCUAUUGUAUUAACAUUGUUCAGGUGAAAGUAUUCCUUGGAGUAAACCACUGUACGCUCGUUCGGGUGACGAAGGAAGUGUGUAUGUCGUGUUUAUAAAGUCUGAAGAACACACCGAUCUUCCUAGUGUGUUCUUAACCCUGCUCUCUUGUCCAGGGGUUAGCACUCGCAGCUUUCAUUUCUAAAGAAAAUCCAACAAAUUUGUCCCCGUCCUUAUAAUUCCUACGAAUUUUGCAUCGUGUCUCUUGAAGACGUCGUGCUUUUCUUUUUUCACGUCUUCGUCCUGUUUAUUUAUUUAUAUUUUUCUUGUUCAGUUUAUGUCCUGGAAUUGUCUAUUUAUUUGAAGCCUCAAUUGUUGAGCUCAAAGAUGUUAGCAGUAGAUUUUAGUCCAGAUGCGGUAAGAAAACCUACAUGGAAGCUACAACACAAUACAUACAUGGCUACCAUUGAUUGGUACCUCCACCAGUAACUCAACCAGUACAUCCACCAGUAAUUCCACCAGUAACUCCACCAGUACUUCCACCAGUAACUCCACCAGUACCUCCACCAGUACCUCCAACAGUAACUCCACCAGUAACUCCACCAGUAACUCAACCAGUACAUCCACCAGUACCUCCAACAGUAACUCCACCAGUAACUCCAGCAGUACAUCCACCAGUAAAUCCACCAGUAACUCCAGCAGUACAUCCACCAGUACAUCCACCAGUACAUCCACCAGUAACUCCACCAGUACCUCCAUCAGUAACUUCACCAGUACCUCCACCAUCAUACACUUAGCUAUCCAUUUUACUAAUGGCUUCACCCCUAUGAUGACCGAGACCACAACAGUGCUGUUUCCUGAACCACUUUAUACCCCAGCGUUAUUACAGUUCACAAGAACAUCUGGACAGAGUUCUCUCUCUCUCUUUCUCUCUCUCUCUCUCUCUCUCUCUCUCUCUCUCUCACACACACACACACACACACACACACACACACAUUGUGGAUCAGGAAUGUGUUUUAUAGGUAUAUAAUAUAUAUAAUAUAUAUCAGAGGGGACUCUACAACCACUAUUUUACUGAUUGGUGAUCACUGAGGAAGUUUACUGAGGCACCAAGGACCAAUUAAAUACUCUGAUGGUUGUUGUUCACUGGAUUUUUUUGUUUGCUGUGUUUGUUUGCUGUGUUUUUUGUUUGUUUGUUUUUCUUUCCUGGCUUUGCAGUGAUGCAAAAUAAAAGACCAAACUUUAAA
Messenger RNA from Silurus meridionalis, 2856 nucleotides. It is a transcript of the gene ap3m2, whose product is annotated as adaptor related protein complex 3 subunit mu 2. Lineage: Eukaryota; Metazoa; Chordata; Actinopteri; Siluriformes; Siluridae. Gene Ontology annotation, biological process: endocytosis; intracellular protein transport. The transcript is spliced from 9 exons. Bases 164 to 1420 code for a protein of 418 amino acids. The record is from RefSeq and is a predicted model, not a curated record. Gene Ontology annotation, cellular component: clathrin adaptor complex; cytoplasmic vesicle.